Molecule: messenger RNA, 7049 nt
Organism: Amphimedon queenslandica
Lineage: Eukaryota; Metazoa; Porifera; Demospongiae; Haplosclerida; Niphatidae
Product: hemicentin-1-like
Exons: 25
Coding region: 1-6963 (2320 amino acids)
Biological process (GO): cell-cell adhesion
Molecular function (GO): protein binding
Source: RefSeq, a predicted model, not a curated record
AUGCUGGCACCUACACUGCCUCCAUUUGAAUUGGGUGAUAUUACGCGAGACUAUUAUGGUACCUUGUACAGUGGGACUCCAUUGGCACUUACUUGCAGCCUCAACUUAAGUACUAUUGAUACAACCUUUAGUGUCACUAAUGAAUGGAUUCAUAAUGAAGAAGUGGUGUCAAAUACUUCUAGAGUCAAGCAGUGCAUAACUGAGAUAGCUACUAAUGUAUAUAAUGCAACACUUUACUUUUAUCCUCUCAACAGUACCAUUGAUGAUGGAGAAUACAAAUGUACCUUUAGCAUUGGCUCUAAUCUACUCUUGAGCAACAUUAGUAGCAAUGUAUCAACAUAUCUUUUAUAUGAAGAGCUAGGACUACCCUCAGUGGCUCUCAGUAUAAUAAAUGAGAGUAGAGUACAAAGUGUAUUGCAAUGCAGAGUGACUGGAGUGAGCUCAAGGCUAUUGGCAAUCCCAGAGUUGCAGUGGUUUAAAGAGGGAGAGCUGAUCUCAUCAAGCUUCAACACAAUUGAAAACCUAGGAGUGCCUUUUUCAGGCUUAUACAGAUGUGCAGCCACACUCACCAUCAGUGAUAUCAACAGUACAGUAGCAUCCUUUGCAACUUAUGACGUCAUCAUUCAAGGCACAUUAAGGGUUUCUGUUUUUGAGAGAGGCAAUCAGUUGUUUGAUGAUAACCUUGAGCUUGUGUGUACUGUGAAUGGGUCUUCCUCUUCUAAUGUUAGUUGGUAUGAUCCUAGUGGAGCUCAAGUACUAGAUGCAUCAUUGAUUUACGUCGUGACAAAUUCUGAAGAAGAUUCUGUGAUUUCUGUUUUGAAAUUUUCUUCGUUGAGAUUUUCAGAUAACGGAGAGUAUCAGUGUCUUGCUCAAUUGGAUUUGUAUAUUGCAAGUGAAAGUAUUAAUGUCUCAGUACAAUUACCUGAGUCCUUAGACGUAGAGAUUACACAGGACUAUACCGGUCUAUUAUAUACAGGAACACCUCUUACCCUUAUAUGCAGUCUAAACUUGACUGCCAUUGACACUAAUAUAACAGUUUAUAGUCAAUGGAUAAGAACCAGUCAAAAUGCUAAUAUACAAACUGAUUCUAGACUCACUCAAUCUCUAUCAGAGAUAUCUACCAAUGCAUAUGAGUCAGUUUUGACUUUUAAUCCUUUAGACAGUUUGGUAGAUGGUGGAGAGUACAUUUGUCUCUUUACAGUAAGCACUGAUGAUGUCGUAACUGAGGAUAGAACUGGUAAUACCUCAAUUCAACUCUCAGUAAAUGAUGCUCCUCCUUUAUUUGUCAAUCUUGUCCUACUCAACAUUAGCUCCAGUGAAGUAUUGCUAGAAUGUUCUGUUACUAGUAUCGAUAGAUUGAUAGCUACACCACCAACACUAGAACUGAUAUUCUCUGAUGCUGUCCUAUAUACAUUGACUGGUAGUAGCAGUCAAAUAUUCAGACUGGACCGUGUUCAAACUUUGUCUGGUGUGUAUAAAUGCAAUGCUGAGGUUACAAUUGUUGGUCUUAAUGAUGUCACUGUUAAUGGAACAGGAGAUAAUCAUUUAAUUAUACCAGAUAUAUUAGAUAUUGAUUUAUCUGUCACAGAUGAGCCAUUGCUUGGUAAUGAGUACAGUUUAGUAUGCACUGCCAAUGGUAGUAUUACACCUCUAAUUCAUUGGUACGAUGAAAAUGAUGAGCCUCUCAAUACAACUACUGUGUCUGUUACUACCAUUGCCCCUGCUUUGAUAUCAGUUGUGUCUGUGUUAACAUUCAAUCCACUGAGACUAUCAAAUGGAGGGCAUUAUCGAUGCUCUGCUAUCCUUGCUAAUGGAAACAGUACAUUAGUAGAAAAUGAUACUGUUAUGGUAUUAAUACAAUUACAAUCGUUGCCAGUCCUCUUAUCCCUUGAUUAUGAUGGACAACUAUAUACAGGAACACCACUCAUCUUGUCUUGUUUUCUUAACAUUAGCUUCAUUGAGACGAGUGUAUUGACUGACACCCAAUGGACAAUAAAUGAGCUUGAUAUUUUAUCAGUGAACCAGUCUAGAGUCAUACAAAAGGACAUUGAAUUUGCUGAUAACGUAUUCAAGUCGUCUCUUGAGUUUAAUCCAUUGAACAGUGUAACUGAUAAUGGAGAAGUUGUCUGUAGUUUUACUGUCAGUCCUUCUACUGGAGGAGAAUAUUUUGUAAAUGCUACAACAAGAGCAGCAUUUAAUAUUUCAGUAAAUGCACUUGCUUACCUUGGUGUGGAUAUUUCAUUAAGUAGUAAUGGCACUUUAGCUACAGUGCAGUGUAUUACUAGUACCAUUGACAGACUGAUUGCCAAUCCUGUAUUAGAAUGGUCAUAUCCUUCAGAUGCUUUAAUAGUCUCCAGUACAGCAAAUAGUCUUACUUUUAAUCCACUCCUAACAUCUUCUGCUGGUCAGUAUGCCUGCACAGCAUCAAUCAUCAUUGAUAGCAUCAACUUUAUCAUACAAAACAGCUCUACUCUUAAUUUUACACUGCAGAUACCAAGUCCUACAGUCAGUAUCACUGCUAGUCCUUCAGUGGAAGUAUUUCAUGAUACAGUACUGAAUCUAACAUGCACUGCUACACUAUCAGAUCACAUUGAUUCACCGGUUGAGAUUAUUUUCGAGUGGUUUGACUUUGACGAUAGAAUAACAAUUGAAACUAUAAUUAGGAGCAAUGGGUCUCAUUUUGAAAGCAGUGCACUUAUUUAUCCUGAGCAAUACAGUGGUUUCAUCAUCAGGAAUUAUACUUGUAAUGUUACCAUAUCAUCAAUGAGCCAUUACCUAAUAGAUGCUAUUAAUUCUUUCACUAUUCCCAUUACUGUACAAGAGCUUCCUUCUUUUGCUCCAUUGAUUGAAUCAACUGGCAAUCCAGUUUUUGGUGAAGAGCUAUUUCUCAAUUGUUAUGUGACUCUUGUCAAUGAGCUAAGAAUGCAACCAAACAUUUAUUGGCAAAAGAUUGACAGUGAUACUAAUGAGACUUUGAUGCUAUCCGGACAAGAAUACAGCAUGGGACUCCUAAAGGGAAUCACAUUAACUCUGCCUAAUCUGUCCUUUGAUUCUAGAGGCUUGUACAUUUGUGGAGUCAAGUAUGUGUCACCAAGCAGCAACACGAGUGAAGUAACGCAUGAAAAUUAUACAGUCACAUUAAAAAUUCCACCAGUUACUGCUUUUAUAUUAUCUGAGUCUACUACUGAGAGGAUUGCUGGAACAUUCUUUGAGUUGAAAUGCUUAUUAAAUACAACAUUCCUGGACUCAUUCAAUUCAUCAUUAUUCCCAGUAUCCAGUCAAUGGCUACACAAUAACAGCAUGGUCAAUUCUGAUAGGGUCACUGGUCAUAUUGAUAAUGAUAGUAAUGGGUUUUACAGGACCACAUUAGUCUUUUAUCCAUUGGAUACCAGUGACUCUGGUAUAUAUCAGUGCUCACUAACAGUUGGGAUUGAGGAUCAAUAUGUACAAACUACACAAGUUAAUACCUCAACAACUUUAUAUAUAAGAGAUGUCCCUCCUCUCAAUGUCACCAUUACUUCAUCAAGCAAUGAGAGGUCAUUAGGUAGACCAUAUUCAUUAACAUGCAGUGUACCAUUGAUCGAUGGAUUUAUAUCAUUGCCAACAUUACAAUGGUAUAAUGAUAAUGAUGACCUUCUUGAGUCUUCAGUGGAAGAUGCUAAUGGCUCUCUCACACUUUCAUUUGAAUCACUGAAUUCAACUCAUGCUGGAGUGUAUAAAUGUUCUUUAUCACUAUCAGUUCCACAAAUUGAUAUUUAUCUUAAUACAAGUGCUUCAGAAAACAUAACUAUUCAAGUUCCUCAGCCACAUUUAGCAAUGGAGUUAGAGAGAGCAGGCAACCUUGUUUCUGGUACUCAUUUCUCAAUAACAUGUUUGAUUACUCUAUCAUUAUCAAGUCUUCACACAGUACCUACUGUUAGUGUCUUUUGGAGUAAGGACUAUACUAACAUUACCAAUGACAGCAGUCGAGUAUUUAUAUCGCAGUUGAUUGAAAAUGUGAAUCAAAGUGAAUAUCAGUCUAUACUUGUAUUCAAGUCUCUCAGCAGUGAUGUUGAUUCUGGAAAUUACACUUGUAGAGCUCAGGCUAGUAUUGGGGAUGAUGAUUUCAUUGAGGAUUCAAUAGUUGCUGCUGAUUCAGUUACCAUUAAUGUUACAGAUCCUACCAUUCCUGAACUUCUUGUAGAACCAACACAGUUCACUGGUUUGGAGAGUACUUGUGCUGAUUCUUAUCCUCAUGAUAAUGUCACGUUAAUCUGCUCUGCAACUUUCCCUUCUCUAUUGGUGGAUAGUGACACAGUAACAUUUAGUCUUACCUGGUAUCACAACAACAGUUUCUAUGCUACAAAUAUAAGUGUAUUAAACAAUGGGCUCACACUGACCAGUAGCUUAUACAUAGAAAUGGCAGGCUUGUCAGAUUCUGGCACAUACCAGUGCAAGGCUAGUAUUGCUUUCCUUGAGUCUAGUAAUGUAACAAGAUCAGAGGAAGCUGUGAUUGCAAUAAAAGGUAGUUCACUCCCACAUCCAGUUGUAGUAGAGGAUUAUAUUUCAACAUCUACAAGUGUCUCUAUUACUUUCAGGGUACCAUUGGUUGUCUACACACAGGAACAUUAUAAACUAUUGUAUGAAGGGUUUGAGUUUCAGACUCAUACUAGCCUCAGUAAUGAGGUUAUUGGUAAUACUGACAUUACCGUAUUGAAUGAAAGCUAUACCAUUGAAAUAGAUGGACUGGAGGAGAAUCAUAGUUAUAAUUUCUCUGUAAUUUCAUACAGUUGUGUUGGAAAUACAUCAAGUUCAACUGUCACUUUUACUACAAAAGAAUCAAUUCCCAAUGGUUCUCCUUCCAAUUGUACAUUAAUGGAAGUGUCUUCACGUUCUGUGACAUUGAUUUGGAAUGAUGUGUCUGAUAUAGAUCAGAAUGGAGAAUUGACUGGUUACAACGUUACCUGUCAAACUGGAGAAGGCUCUGUUCUGUCACUAAAUGCAUCAACUAACAGCAUCACUAUACAAGGAUUGAGCCCUUAUACAAUGUACCAGUGCAAUAUUGCUGCUGUCAAUAGAAUCGGACAAGGACCUUUUUUAGAAAAUUGUUUGUUCAGGACGUCACAAGAAGCACCCAGUGAUUCACCUACUAAUGUGACUCUAUCAUCAUCUACAUCAUUCUCACUGGAGUACAAGUGGUCACCACCAAACACUCCCAAUGGAAAUAUUACUCAUUACACUUUACUAUUCCUUUUCAAUAAUGGCAGUCAGCCGCUAACUGUCGUGCUUCCUGACUAUGUUCUAUCUUAUAAUCUUACUGGUUUAUCACCUUAUCAACUUGUUACACUGAAUAUUUCUGCUGCCACAUCAAUAGGGAAUGGGCCUGCUGGUCUCCUUUCAAACAGAACUGAUCAAUACAGGCCUGGUAGAGUGAAUGAUCUACAGGUGGUUGUGUUGAAUGUCAGUGCUGCUAGAGUAGUAUGGAGUGCAGUUGAACUUAGUGAAAGGAAUGGAAUUAUAACGUCUUAUUUUGUCAAUGUGACAACAUAUGAUAAUCUCAUUAUAGCAUCGCAAGUAACUGACUCACUGGCAAUUGUUAUUACUGAUUUAGAGGCAUUAAAGCCAUUUAUAGUUAAUGUGAGAGCUAUCAAUGGUGCUUCAGAGAAUGGCCUUAAUUCUCAACUCACAUUCUUCACUGCAGAAGGCACUCCUCCUGCACCGAAGAACAUCACUGCUAAUAGACUCAAUGGGACACACAUGCUUAUAUCUUGGGAACAAAUCUCAAUAACAGAAGCCAGAGGCUUCAUCAAAUUCUACCGAAUCAUAUUACAAGUCCUCAGUACUAGUAGGAGAAGGAGACAAACACUGACAUAUGAAGUACCUGCUAAUACUAGCAGUGCUGUUUUGGGUGAUCUUAAUCCUAGUUUGAGUUAUACUGUACUAGUUGAUGCUACUACCAAUGCUGGCCCUGGAUCACCUGCUUCUGCACCUAAUUUACCAGCUCCAACUUCAUCAUUAUUUCAAGUUAAAGCUGGUGAUUUCCAUUCCUGUACCGAUAUAAUAACUAAUAGUGAAGCUACAUUGAAGAACUUCUUUAAAAGCUCACUCAUUGAUGUCAUCAACAAUACUUGUCAGUGUAAUUUUGAGAGUGAUUAUAUCACUGAUGACAGAAUCAUCUGCGAUGAGACAGCACUCUCUAAAAUAACAUACAGAGGAAGAAUAACAACCUUUAAAAAUAUAUCAUCUAAUCAAUUGAUAUCCAUCAUGCAGGAAUGGAUAGACACUGCACCCACUGUACCUUACUCUCUUGCUGUCAUAUCAUUUGAUUCAAGCUGCCCUGUGGAGAUUGACUCAUUUGAUGUACCUUUAUGUGGUACACAAUUGAGUAUUACUUCUAUUACCACUAGUAUUAGUCCGACAUCAAGCUCAGUGCCUGCUACUAGUAAUACUGCUCAGUCAUCGUCUAUUGUAGCCCCAGUGUCUGCAGUUGUUGGUGUACUCUUGAUUGCUGGACUAGUACUGGCAAUUGUAAUUGUAUUGAUUGUAUUGGUUCGAAAGAGAAAAAGAAGCCAUAAUUUUAAAGAAGGAGGAAAGAAUUUUUCCAUGACACUUGCUAAUGCUGCUUAUGCUUCACGCUCGCAAAUUUUCAGUAAUACUCUACAACGACCCUUGCCACCAAAUCCAGUAAUGGAAUUACAAAAGAUCGAUCAAGAAGAUGAGAUUUACGAGCAUCUAGACAAUGAUCCAGGAGUGAAGGAAUCUGCAUUUAAAGAUAAAGACGUCAAAAACUGUGAACUCUUUGAAAAUACUUAUGCAGGUAAUGAUAGUGGAAAGGAGGGGCAGGAGCCACCAACAUACAUGGAGGUGAUUGGUGGCAUUGCUGGUGGUAAAGAGACUGUGAAGCCUGAUGGAACUGAUGCUGCUGGUCCCAUUGAUAUUUCUAAUGCCCUGAGCAAGAUUGAUGAUGACCAUGACUAUGCAUAAUAAGUUUGAAUUCAUGCUACUAAUUUUAAUAAUAAAAGGCUGUCUUGUUUCUUUAUAAAAUAAGUUGUUUAUUUAAAACUUUAAAA